AUGAAUCUGGAAGGAGUAGGCGAUGCAGUCAGGUGCCGGGCGUUUCCCGUAACGCUAGCCGGCCCAGCGAUCCGAUGGUUCAACACUCUCCCGCAAGGAUCCAUCACGACUUUUGCAGACAUAUCCCAGAAGUUCCUAGCACGGUUCACGACGCGCAUAGCCAAAGCAAAGCACCCGAUUAACUUUUUAGGGGUUACCCAAAAACCCAGUGAGCCGACCAGGAAGUUCCUGGAUAGGUUUAACGACGAAUGCCUAGAAAUUGACGGCCUCACGGACUCAGUCGCUAGCCUAUGCCUAACAAACGGCCUGCUGAAUGAAGACUAUAGGAAACACCUAACAACCAAGCCUGUAUGGACCAUGUAG
Messenger RNA from Arachis ipaensis, 363 nucleotides. NCBI's taxonomy places the organism in Eukaryota, Viridiplantae, Streptophyta, Magnoliopsida, Fabales, Fabaceae. The record is from RefSeq and is a predicted model, not a curated record.